Lates calcarifer (barramundi perch) is the source of this 5140-nucleotide messenger RNA. RefSeq names its product G-protein coupled receptor 61. Bases 560 to 1963 code for a protein of 467 amino acids. The record is from RefSeq and is a predicted model, not a curated record. Gene Ontology annotation, cellular component: plasma membrane; endosome; signaling receptor complex. Gene Ontology annotation, molecular function: G protein-coupled receptor activity. The transcript is spliced from 2 exons. Lineage: Eukaryota; Metazoa; Chordata; Actinopteri; Centropomidae. Gene Ontology annotation, biological process: G protein-coupled receptor signaling pathway.
CUGGUCCUAUUUCUCACUGCCUCCUGCUCCAUCUCUGCAGUCACUGUGUGUGAGUGGAGGGGGAGAGCAGAUAGUGAGCUGGUGUCUUUGCAAGCAUUUACAUCAGCAUCGUUUCAGAAAAAUCUCUGCUGCCACAGCUGUAGUCAUCCAGAGAGGAGGGUGCACAAGGCAGAUGAAGGGGACGAGAGGAGAAACAGGCUCUCACAGUGGCAAGUACCUCAGCAGCAUUCACAAGGUACAGUGAUUGAUGUCCACUGUGUACCUCAGCAGUGGGAGCUAAACCAGGUUUUCAUCCUCAGAGACCAAAGCAGCAGACAGCUGUAUCAGGAAAUACUCUGAUUCAGGGUGGGUUGUAAUUGAUCACAGACAUGAUGAUUUUCUAAAUGGAUAUGAAUCACAAAUUCUCAACCUCCUGACAAUCACAGCAUCAUCCUCUGGACUACAAGGCAGCUUUUGACCUCAUUUUCAAGCCACUGUUUUCUGGCCGUACUUCCUGGCUUUGAAGGAUGGGUGAUGGGCCUGUGACUGAUCCUGCCUGCCUGCCUUAUCCCACCCUUCAAUGGAGCCGAUGUGGAACUCCUCCCACCCACCUCCACAGCUCAUGUCCAACAUGUCUGCCUCCUCUCUGCCCGAGGGCUGGGCUCUGUCCCAGUCGCUAGCCCUGCUGGCCAUGCUGCUCAUGGAUCUGCUGGCUGUGGUGGGUAAUGUGGCUGUCAUGGCAGUCAUUGCCAAGGCCCCGCAGCUCCACAAGUUUGCCUUUGUCUUCCACCUGUGCGUGGUGGACCUGCUGGCAGCCCUGGUGCUGAUGCCCCUUGGCAUGCUCUCGAGCCGAGCGUUCUUUGGGGAGGCCCUGUGCCGGAGCUACCUCUUUCUCAGUGUGUGCCUGGUCAGCGCUGCCAUCCUGUCCAUCUCCGUCAUCAAUGUGGAGCGUUAUUACUACAUCAUACACCCCAUGCGCUAUGAAGUGAAGAUGACUGUUGGCCUGGUGGCAUCAGUGCUGGUGGGGAUAUGGGUCAAAGCCCUGGCCAUGUCUGCUCUGCCACUGCUUGCUUGGUUCCUGCAAGGAGGAAGAACUCCCCUACUGGAGAGUAGCGGGGUUGGAGGAGGAGGGGGUGGGGCUGUCCCAUCUCCCCCCACUCAGGGUCACCGGCGCUGCUCACUGCAUUGGACAGGGGGAGGGUCGAACCGCUUGGCUUUCAUGGUCCUCUUUACUCUGGUGUAUUUCCUGUGUCCACUGCUGGUCAUUCUCGUUGUGUACUGCAAUGUGUUCAAAGUGGCUCGGGUGGCGGCCAUGCACCACGGGCCCCUGCCCACCUGGAUGGACACGCCUCGUCGCCAGCGGUCAGAAUCACUGAGCAGCCGUUCCACCAUGGUCACCAGCUCUGGGACGGGGACAGGGACAGGAAGAGCAACUCCACAGCGACCCUUUGGGGGAGGAAAGGCUGCGGCAGUGUUGGCAGCGGUAGGCGGGCAGUUCCUCUGCUGCUGGCUGCCCUACUUUACUUUCCACCUGUAUUCAGCACUGGCUGCCAGCCCUCCAGCCUCACUGGCCUCUCUUGAGGAGGUGGUCACCUGGAUCGGCUACUUCUGCUUCACCUCCAAUCCCUUCUUCUACGGCUGUCUCAACAGGCAGAUCCGGGAGGAGCUGGGCAAGCACCUGCCUUGUCUGUUUCGUCGAGCUGGGGUCGAGGUGGAGGACAGACUGCCCAGCCGUGAAGGAUCCAUAGAGGAGAAUUUCCUACAGUUUCUUCAGGGCACUGGCUGCAACCUGGAUCCUCAAAACUCUCACAGCACAUCCAGUCCUAAGGGGGAGGCCUGCUGCCCCAUGGCUCAGUCCCAACCACCUGAGCCAACACAGCCCAUACCCAUUGAUUUCCGUAUCCCUGGACAAAUUGCAGAGGAGACUUCAGAGUUUAUUGAGACUGAACAGGUGAAAAACAACCACAUAUAUACAGACAAUUAAAUUUUUAACAAAGUCUUUAUUUCCUGAAAAUGAGUCUAAUUUUGGUGAUCCAGAUAUAAAGUGUUUCAGGAAAACAUGUCUCUGUAUUUCUACUGAAAGCUAUCCAUUGAAAUGACUUUAAUUGUAUCUUUGAAUCAUUGCACUUUGCCUCAUCAGAUUUCAUCCUAGUUUUUGAAAACAGUCACAGUGAUACAGUUAAAUGCAUUUGUUUGAGAUGCAUUUCAAUGCAUAGCAAAAAAGGCUGUAUUUUGGCCUUCCACACAACCGCUCAGCUCUGUACAGUAAAUGACUCAGUGAAUUGAUAUUGAUGUAACUUUUUAAAAUAAAAAAUAACAUUAAAUAUAUGUUUGAUCCUACGAUCGCAACUGAAUACUGUUUUCAGAGUUUCCCUUUUGAUCUCAAAUGAUCGAAUACUUGAUAAAAUACACUGGUUCCCUCUCAAUUGGUUACAAUAGUAAUAAUGUGCAAUGAUGUUCUGCUACAGGACAAACUGCCUUUGGUGUUCAGAGAUAAAGAUGAAACAGUUCCACAUGCCAACAGAUACUGUAUUUGUUACUGCUGAAUCAAUCAUUUUGAGACUCUGGCAAGGUGUAUUAGUUUUUUAAAAGAGUUUUGUGAAGUACUGCAAGAAAAGUAACAUCAAAGAAGACAGCAAUAAAAUACACACAAUUAUGAGUAUUUUGGGGAUCCAUUGACGGAAAAGCACUACUGUCACUUUUGAUUGGUAGGCGGGCUUUCAUCAUGAUGAUAACGCCACUCUAACCCUUAAGCCAAUCUGAUCGUAUUAGAUUAGGAGGUGUACAUGUUGUGGCCUAACUCCUAAUUGCUACGAGUUGUUUACAGAUAAAACUUCAGAUUUUUUUUUUCUUUCCUUUCUUUGGUGCUUGUCCAAGCCUUGUUGUUUGAGUUCCCAAAAAAGCAAGCCAGACCUGUUGUGACUCAGUUUAGGAUGUAGGUUGACUUUAUAACUCAUCUUAAGGGUCGCCCAGCUUUCUGCCAUGUGAUGUAUUUAUCAGUAUAUUUGGAUAUAGAUCUUAAAACUCAGUAUUCUAUCAAUGCACUGCAUUACAUUCAAAUAUGAUCCUAAUUCUUGCAUUUGUUAAAUGUACUAAACUGUAUGUUAUGUUUAGUAAAACUGUAUAAGUUUGGGUCGUGUACGCCACUCAACACACCCAUUUUUCUUUUUAUUAGUGAGUGUUAAGUAUUUGUUAUGAAUUUCAUUACGAGGAGGCUGAUGUAUUUUGACACGUAUGCAGUAACUGCCUUCUUUGUGUGUUUUUCAGCUGUGGAAAUUUUUAUCCUGGAAGGAGAAUACAUGUCGAUUUUUUUGACUGCCCUGCUCAUCAGGGUUUUUACAGUACCUCAGAUGCAGGAAAAGAAAAAAAACAAACAUUAUUUAACAGCCCUGGGCAGUUCCAAGUCGAGUGUGAGUCCUGCACACUCUAUUCUAAUGUUGUAAGGAAACUAAAGAGGAUGUGAUUGCUUGUUGAGGUUUUAUUAGACAUGAGGGUGCAGCCUUUGCUAAGUUUUUCAACUUGAGUUUGAUGAUGAGAUGAAGUAGUAUUUUAUAGCAAAUUGUUAGGGAUUAGUAUGACAAAUCGUAUGUGGAAAUGUGUGACUGAAAUAACAGAUCCUUUCUUAAUGUGGAUACAGGGUUUUUAAGAUAUUUUAUUUCUGAAGUUGUUUUUUGAGUGACAAAGCCAAUCCAAAAUCUAAAGCUUGCUGAGCUUGAUCUUUUCAUCAUGUCUAAAUAUCCCAAACUGUGAAUGACAUUGAAUGUUUGUGUUAGGAUUUUCACUUGUUCAGAUUGUUUUUUUAAAUGCUGUGAUUAAAAUAAAAAGAAUGACUUCCACUGUACUGCAAUGAAAUGAAUGUGUUUAGAGAAAAAAAACAUGGCUAAAACUUGAGUGAGAGAUGCUGUUAUAAUAAAGAGUUUCUAUGUUUGUAAAACAUUUUUGAUGCAUUCUCCUAAUUUUACCAACAGUGUGUGGCUGCUGUCACAGAUGUAAUUGCUGUCUGCUCUGUUGCUGUGUGUUUGCACUCUGGCUUUCAGUGUAUGUGGCUCUGCUUUGAUAUUACAGUGCAAAGAGAGAAAGUGGGAGGAUACAGUUCAAACACUUUGACCUUAAGGUAACAUUUAAACCUCAAAGCCCAGAGCCAGUGGUGUGACCUUUAUCAGAAAGAUAUAACUGUCAAGAUAGAUAGAUAGAUAGAUAGAUAGAUAGAUAAAUGUAAUCCUGCUACACUCUUUCGGUUGGAAGAUGUUGGUGCGCGACAGGCCUCACACCUCAACGAUGGACCUCAGUCAAACCGCCCCCAGCUUCUCCAGGCGCUGCCAUCCCCAUGGCAAUUAUUACCUAGUGACAUUUCUCAGAGCUGUAGUGGGUGGUAGGAGGAGCUUGCUCUAUUGGGAAUCCAACAAGACACCCUUAUCCUGUGACUUCUUAAAAUAUAUUUUCUAGACCAAACCAGAGCUGACAUUUGUUUAUGGAUAUAUUAUCACAAUCAGGUGUGAGUGUGAGUGUGAGUGUUUCAUACUGUUAACUGAAAUAACCCGUCCUAUCACGCUACUUGCAAUUAUCUUUGAUCAAUCCCAUGUAAUCUUGGACUGCUUUACCUCUUUACCUACAAAUGUAAACCUAAAUAUUAUACUCAGUCAGACUGCAUCUUAUCAUGAUCUAAAAUCAAAAUGACUUGUGAUUUCACAUACUGUGUGAAACGUUUCUACACAUACAUUUAAUUUGUAUGAAUAACCAAGACUUUUAUCUUGCAUUUACAUUACAACUAUGUUUUUUCUUGUAAAGGUAAGAGCAAAGUAUAACCCAACCUGUACAGUGACCUGUAUGUAUGUGACUGAAGCAAUGCAAAGCUAAAGCUACUGUUGAAAAUAUACUACUUGCAUGUGUGUCAAGAUAAAAGCUAACAGCAACUAGAAAACAUUUUCCCUAUUACAAGAACAGCGCAUGUUCUAAGUAAAGGGUGGACAUGACAUGUUAAAGGAUUUUAGAAAGCCAGUGAUAGAGUGGACAAAAGGUACACUGUGUGACUGUGUGACAUGACAAGGAGAUCAAGGAAAAGAGUGUCAAGCAUUAGCCAGUAUCAGCUGAGAGUGUACAUGUGAGCAAAGGGAAUUUAGCUGGAGCAAAAUUAUAAACCAUGGUCUGGAAAGUGUGAAGA